UGCCAGACAAGGGUAUUUUGUUUUAUGAAGAAUGCCCAUCAGAGUAUGAGAUUGAAAAGCCUAUACUUCUACCAUUGAAAUCUCCAACGCAAGUUCGUUUUGAACAAUUACAACACGAAGCUGUGCAAAUGUGGAAAGAAAAACAAAAACUAAUUAAGAAAAACUAACAUAUGUGUCUUAUUUUUUAACGUAAACUUAAAACAACUUAAGUAAAAUGGCUUAUACAUUGUUUGUGAUUGAAAUUAUAUCGGCGUUCAUAUUAGCUGCUACACUAUUAUACAGAUAUGGAGACUGCUAUAGAAAUCACAUAUUAGUGACUGUGUCUGUUUUAACAGCAUGGUACUUCUCAUUUGUUAUUAUGUUCAUUUUACCUCUGGAUGUAUCAUCGACUUUUUAUCGGCAAUGCCUAGAUAACUCGACACAUAUAACAACUGCAACACCAGAUAUUGCUAUACCAAGUACAGCAGCACCACCAGAGAAACAUUGCCAAGAACCAUGGAGUUUUGUACCAGAUUCUGUAUUUCCUAAUCUGUGGCGAGUAGUUUACUGGACCUCACAAUGUUUGACAUGGCUUAUCAUGCCAAUGAUGCAGUCAUACAGUAAAGCCGGUGACUUCACUGUAAAGGGCAAACUCAAAUCUGCAUUAGUUGACAAUGCUAUAUACUAUGGUUCAUACUUAUUCAUAUGCGGUAUACUGCUUAUAUACAUAGCCUUGAAACCGGGAGUAUAUUUAGAUGGACCAAAGAUCAAAGCUAUCGCAUCAUCAGCCAGUAACACCUGGGGACUGUUUCUCCUGAUUUUACUUCUUGGCUAUUCCCUUGUUGAAGUACCGAGAAACUUAUGGAAUAACUCAAAGAAGAAUUAUACUUUAACUUACACUUACUUUAAGAUUGCUAAGUUGAGUACAGAUAAAUGUGAAGCGGAAGAAACUGUUGAGGAAAUUUUAGAGAGCCUAAACUCCAUCACUGCAGCAGUAGGCCCCGGUCACCCCCUCCACCGGCACGUAGAAACAAUAGUGCAGAAGCUACCCAUCCAAUUACGUGACAAGCUUAACUCUCGAGCACCACCUGAAAGACCUUCGCCACCUUCUCUUAAGUCACUCGUUAACUUGCAUAAGAAAACUAUUAAGUCUCUGCACGUACUGCAACGCACGGAGACGCAGUGGGGCCUGAUGCUGGAGCGCAUAUUCCACCUGGAGGACGUGUCGUCCAACUGCCGCUCGCCCGACCAGCGCUUCCAGCACACCUUCCACACGCCGAGACCCAGGAUACAGCGGCUGCUCUAUCCGCCUAUUUUAGAAUGGUACUGGGAGUGCUUCUUCAGGCAAUAUUUCCUGAAAGCAAUGGCCGUUGUGACGUGCAUCAUGUCGGUGGCUGUCGUGUGGUCCGAGGUCACGUUCUUCAGCAAGAAGCCCGUGCUGUCCAUAUUCGCUAAUAUAGUCAUUACUGCAAAUAAACACUACAAUUAUACUGCUAUUGUGACAAUAUCAACAUUAAUCAUCGGCUACAUGUUCUACUGCGCGUACUCGACGGUGCUGAAGAUUCGCCUGCUGAACCUGUACUACCUCGCCCCCCACCACCAGACCAACGAGUACAGCCUCAUCUUCUCCGGCAUGAUGGUCUGCCGGCUGACGCCCGCUAUGUGUCUCAACUUCCUCAGCUUGGUGCACAUGGACUCGCACGUUAUCAAAGAGAGGGUCAUGGAGACAUAUUACACUCAGAUAAUGGGUCACAUGGACGUCUUAGGGAUCAUCGCUGAGGGAUUCAACAUAUAUUUCCCCAUGCUGGUGGUUCUGCUGUGCCUCGCCACCUACCUCUCUCUGGGCAGUCGGUUACUGUCGCUGUGCGGCUUCCAGCAGUUCGUGGGUGACGACGAGCUCACUACCGACCUCGUUGAUGAAGGAAGGGAGAUUGUUAAGCGAGAAAAACGCAAACGCCAACGGGCUGAAGAAUCGAUAGCACGCAGCCGCGAGUACAACGAACGCUUCUCCAGCUACAGAUCUGCGAGGGACAACCGAGACGGAGCCCGCACCGGGCUGCUCAACGACGUGGACUCAGACUACUACGUGACGCCGAGCCCCGAGACGCAGCGCGGCGGCGGCUACCAGCGCGCCGAGCCCGACGGCGCCCUCGCCGACCUCGAGCGGCGCCUCGGCGACGGCGCGCUGCCCGCCGUGCGCACCGAGCUGGACGGCCGGCGCCGCGACAACAUGACCCUGCCGCCCCGCGGCCUGUUCGACGACGUGUAGCGGCCCGGCCGACGGCAGGCAGCACCGGGGGCGAUAGACGUGGUCUAUGUACAGACGCUAAAUAAGGGACCGGGAGAUCAGAAAAUUACGUAUAAUAACGACCACCCAUCUUAAUCAUAAAAAUCGUCUCGCUCGUUGUUAGAAUUAAAAUAAUUGUGAACUAGAAAUUCAAGUAACAGACAAAUCUAAACCUAAGUGUAAAAAAUGACCAUUGAAAGAGGACUAGUAAGUUUCAGCCGCCUCUUGAUAUAAUUUUUUCAUCUCAAUCCUUCUUUCUGGAAACUAAUGGAGGAUAACUUUUAUCGACUUUUUUCUGACAACCAUACAUCACUAGUAGUAGUAGUGUGCAAUGUUACGUUUCGCACGAGGUAACAUUGUUUCCGAUAUACUUUUAAUACUUUAGUACAUUUACUAGGAACGGUCCUCAACCAUUUUGUGAAGGUAUAAUUACUCGGAUGAGAAUGUAUUAUUUAUAUAUAUGUUUAUUGUUCGUAAUUAAUAUAAUUAUAUUGUGACACGUAUUAUUAGAUUG
Vanessa tameamea is the source of this 2780-nucleotide messenger RNA. Its product is annotated as LMBR1 domain-containing protein 2 homolog. The record is from RefSeq and is a predicted model, not a curated record. The coding region runs from base 215 to 2248 and encodes 677 amino acids. NCBI's taxonomy places the organism in Eukaryota, Metazoa, Arthropoda, Insecta, Lepidoptera, Nymphalidae. Gene Ontology annotation, cellular component: membrane. The transcript is spliced from 10 exons.